Lindgomyces ingoldianus is the source of this 1155-nucleotide messenger RNA. Its product is annotated as amidohydrolase. The record is from RefSeq and is a predicted model, not a curated record. Bases 1 to 1155 code for a protein of 384 amino acids. NCBI's taxonomy places the organism in Eukaryota, Fungi, Ascomycota, Dothideomycetes, Pleosporales, Lindgomycetaceae. Gene Ontology annotation, molecular function: hydrolase activity. The transcript is spliced from 3 exons.
AUGAGAAACUGGGGCCAGUCUACCUUGAAAGCGAGAAACCCGGAACCAAUCAUUCUCCUCCGAGCUGAUACCGAUGCGCUCCCAGUGCAAGAGAAUACCGGGGCACCGUAUCAUUCUGUUCACGACGGGGUGAUGCAUGCAUGCGGUCACGAUAUGCAUAUCACCACUUUGCUUGCAGCUGUAAGGCUACUUGCCGAUAUCAGAGACCACUGGACUGGCACUUUGAUAGCAUGCUUCCAGCCUUGUGAAGAAACUGGGACGGGAGCCCAAGCCAUGGUGGACGGGGGUCUAUAUGCAGACCCAGACAAAGUCCCAACUCCGCAGUUCGUCUUUGGCGGACACAUCUCUCCCGAGCUAGCUGGAACCGUUUCCCUGACGCAUGGGACCGCAUACGCUCGGUCCGACAGCUGGAAGGCAACUUUUAAAGGUAGAGGUGGACAUGCCUCGCGACCAGAAGCCUGCAUCGAUCCGGUCGUCAUGGCUGCAUUCGCCAUUACGAGACUCCAAACGGUGGUAUCUCGUGUGGUCCCUUCAACCUCCCUGGGAGUACUUACGGUCGGAGAAAUACAUGCCGGAAAGAAGAGCAACAUUAUUCCAAAUGAUGCUUACAUCACCAUCAACAUGCGCGCAGACUCGGACGAUCUCGCUGGGAAAAUGGAGGCUGAGAUGAAAAACAUCAUCGAAGCGGAAGUCAAAGCGUCGAUUCCGGAAUAUCGUGAGAUUGAGGAUAAUCCAACCCCCCCCAAUCCUGAGUUUGAGCGCUUGCUUUACGCCCCCCUCCUCGAAAACAAAGAACCCACCGCCACAGAUAUUGCGUCGGUAUUUCAAUCCGUGUUUGGCGAAGAUUUCAACGGCUUUGCCUCCAUAGUUCCUAGCUCUGAAGAUUUUCAGGUGCUUGCGUUAUGCAAUGACAAGACCAAGGAAAUCCCAUACUGCUAUUGGCGAUACGGUGGGACGUCUUUAGAAAAGUGGGAAGAGGCUGGUGGAGACGUUAACUUGGUCCCGAGCAAUCACAGUGAUAAUUUCCUUCCACAGAACGAUCCCGAGGCCGACAAUGAUCCACUGAAGUCUGGUACGAAGGCGAUGUGCGCUGCAGCAUUGAGCAAGUUCAACUUAGUCGGGCUGGAGAAUAUUGAGAUUUCCAGUACUGUUUGA